GCUCGAGCGGGGCGGACGGCGGAGCGGAGUGCGAUACAUCGGCGAGACACGUGUGCUGCUCUCGAGACCAGUGAUGGCGCCCAGCCAAGUGAUUGCCGACGGAGCUCGCCCGGAUGAUUACAAAAAGGUUCUGAAGCCGCUGCUGGAGCGUCGUCGGCGCGCGCGCAUCAACCGCUGCCUGGACCAGAUGCGGGACCUCAUGGUGGAAGCGCUCUCCAUGGAGGGCGACAGCGCCGCCAAGCUGGAGAAGGCCGACGUGCUGGAGCUGGCGGUGCGCCACCUGCAGCGGCUGCGUGGGCAGCGCGCCGCCGCCGCCGCCGCUGCCGCCACGCCGCCGCCCAACCCGCAGGCCGAGCUGGACCGGUACCGCGCCGGCUUCUCGGCGGCGGCCACGGUCGUCAGCCGCGCGCUAGCGUUCGCGCCGGGCGUGGAUGUGCAGCUGGGCACGCGCGUCAUGCAGCACCUCGGCAGCUCGUUCCGCGCGCUGGACCAGCGCCGACUGAGCGCGCCGCUGUCGGUGGAGGUGCCGCAGUUCCGCACGCGCGUGCCCACCACUGUCGGCGCCACGUGCCCGGUGAGCCCGGCCGACAGCUGCAGCUCGGGCUACUCGAGCGGCGCCGACAGCGGCCUGCUGACGGUGGCCACGCCGACCGCCGCCGCGCCGCGCGCCGACCAGUUCAGCCCGCUCAACCUGAAGCUUGGCGAUGAGAACGUGUGGAGGCCGUGGUAGGCGGCGCGGGCGUCCCGUGCGCCGCUCGAGGGCUUUCAGGCGCCGCGCGCCGCAGAAGAGGAGCUGCCAGAUGACAGCGCUGUGAUACUUGUGUACCUGUGAUAGUCGUGUUGAUUGUGUUCGCAUGUUCAUUUGUUGUUCGGAGUUCAUGUUCACCUGCAGCCUAGUGUGUAUGAAUACACCGUGCGAGAUAUUGA
This is a messenger RNA of Pollicipes pollicipes, 927 nucleotides long. RefSeq names its product enhancer of split mbeta protein. Gene Ontology annotation, molecular function: protein dimerization activity; DNA binding. Lineage: Eukaryota; Metazoa; Arthropoda; Thecostraca; Pollicipedomorpha; Pollicipedidae. The coding region runs from base 74 to 730 and encodes 218 amino acids. Gene Ontology annotation, biological process: regulation of DNA-templated transcription. The transcript has 2 exons. The record is from RefSeq and is a predicted model, not a curated record.